Fraxinus pennsylvanica is the source of this 306-nucleotide messenger RNA. The record is from the annotation of a GenBank genome assembly. NCBI's taxonomy places the organism in Eukaryota, Viridiplantae, Streptophyta, Magnoliopsida, Lamiales, Oleaceae.
AUGGGUUAUAGCAAGCAACAUUUUCUUCUAAUCCUAGUUUCUUUCAGGAUUUCAAAGGCAAAGCUGAACACAUCAGUAAAUGAACUGACCGGUGUAGAUUCCUUUGGCGGCGAUGAAAAGUUCCUUCUGGUAGCCAUUGCGUUAGCCAAAGUCGAGGAAGCGGAAUCUUGCCAGACGCUUCUAGUGUUCACGCUCCCAGCUCCGUGCAGCACGAAACUGAAGAAAAUUUUGGAUAUAUUUGUCCUGGAAUUCAAAUCUUGGCUGAAAUGGGUUUUGCUGUUUGUGCUGAAAUAUUUGAUCUUUUGA